AGGCGCGAUAAGUAUUAUAUAUAGACGUGGACACACGCGUUGACGAGACGCGGGUACGAUUAAAGGCGUAGAGACGCAGCAACGGAGGAUAGACUGGCAACAAAGGACCAGAAGCGGAUACAACAUGUCAGAUGAGGAAGACAAACCCCCUGCACCCCCUGUUCGAUUGACAUCAAACAGGGGGGAAGCGCCUAAUCUACCUGUGGAUAUGCGCCCACUGCCUAAGGAGCCGGAUUCUGACGAGCGCAAGAAGAAGACCCUGAAGAGCAAGAUGAAGGUGAAGGAGAACAAGGACAAACCCAACAUCAGUUACCCCACGAACUUCGAGCACACCGUGCACGUCGGAUUCGAUGCCGUGACCGGUGAAUUCACGCUGCCAUUGAAAGGUAUGCCGGAGGCGUGGGCGAGAUUACUUAUGUCCAGCAAUAUUAGCAAGCAGGAACAGAAGAAAAAUCCACAAGCUGUGUUGGAUGUACUAAAUUGGUAUGACAGUAGCAGUAAGGAAGCAAAAGGCUCUAAGUACAUGACUACAACUAAAAUGGUUGGAGUUGUCGCUCCAAUCGAAAGGGCGAGUAGUCCGCGAAGUAUGGGAAUAAGUAUCGGCACGGGGGUGGGAAAUAUUCGCGGCCAGGCGAUGUCUCAGGCAUCCGGCAGCUCUCAUUCUCAGCAUUCGUUAAGCAGAGUGAGCAGCAGUAGCCCGAGUAGCACGCCGACGGACGCGUGUGCGACUAGCUCGGAGCAGGAAGACGAGCCACCGCCUCCGCCGAUCUCCGCCCGACCGGAACGCACGAAAUCGAUCUACACAAAACCCAUAGAAGAGGAACCACCGCCUCCCUUGACGACCACGCUGGGCUCGCCACAACGAAAUGGCAUGCAACAACAACAGCCCCAGUCGCAGUUAGAUAGAAAUAAGAAUCAAGCAACGCCGACGUCAACAACGACCGAUCAGACGCGACCGGCGCAAGGUGAUAAAGCUAGAAAGAAGAAGAUGUCGGACGAUGAGAUAUUAGAGAAGCUUAGAACAAUCGUGAGCGUGGGAGAUCCUAAUAGAAAAUAUACAAAAAUGGAAAAGAUAGGACAAGGUGCCUCGGGGACAGUGUAUACAGCAAUAGAAACGUCCACCGGCAUGGAAGUUGCAAUAAAACAAAUGAAUCUGUCGCAGCAGCCAAAGAAAGAGCUUAUAAUAAACGAGAUUUUGGUAAUGCGGGAGAACAAGCAUCCGAACGUUGUAAAUUACUUGGAUAGUUAUUUAGUUGGGGAAGAACUCUGGGUAGUCAUGGAAUAUUUGCCAGGCGGCAGUUUGACGGAUGUUGUGACUGAGACUUGUAUGGACGAAGGUCAAAUUGCUGCGGUGUGCAGGGAAGUGUUGCAGGCGCUCGAGUUUCUUCACUGUAAUCAAGUUAUACAUAGGGACAUCAAGUCCGAUAAUAUUCUAUUGGGUCUUGACGGCGGGGUAAAAUUGACGGAUUUUGGCUUUUGCGCGCAAAUCUCACCGGAACAGAGCAAACGAACGACGAUGGUUGGCACGCCGUAUUGGAUGGCGCCGGAAGUGGUAACGCGAAAGCAAUACGGACCUAAGGUUGAUAUAUGGUCGUUAGGAAUAAUGGCAAUCGAGAUGAUCGAAGGGGAGCCACCGUAUUUGAACGAAAAUCCAUUGAGAGCAUUGUACUUGAUUGCGACAAACGGCAAACCGGAAAUUAAGGAAAAGGACAAGCUAUCGGGUAUAUUCCAAGACUUCUUGGACCAAUGUUUAGAGGUCGAGGUGGAAAAACGGUCCGCGGCUUCCGAGCUAUUAAAGUGAUGAGAGUGAAGAGUGGUUCAGUGGUGGUAGUAGAGCCAGGGAUUGAUCAAGGAAGGCGAAAGGAGAAAGAACAAUAGAGUGUGAUUAGACGCAGACCGACACCCUUUUCUCACGAAUAUACAAUUUUCAAGAGGUAACAGAAGCGAUCUAAAAGAUCUUGGAAGAGAAAAACUAAAGAUUGAUCAGAUCGUGAGGAAACAGCUAACAUCCAUAUGAUACUAAAAGAAUAAAGAUAGAGAAAUGCGUACAUAUGUGAAACAAUUUUGCUCAAUAUAUAUACAUUUUUACAUCUGAUUUUUGCCCAUUAGUCAUCAUUAAUUAUAUGCUUCCAAUUCAAUUAUACGCUUACUUAGCAAUAUUGAAAGUUACGCAAUCAUACAUACUUUAUACAUUGCAUUUGUAACUAUAAUAUUUUUUCAAAUGCAUAUCGCAUUUUUAUUUUUAUCAUUUUAUUUACGUUAUUAUAUAGAAAUAUUGUUAAGUAAUUUACACUUUUAGCUGUGAGUAUUGAAACACACAAGUGAUUAAAUAUUAUCUCAAUUGUGGCGUAAUUAUAUAACGACAAAAAGCAAAGGAAUUUUAUUUGCAUCGAAGAGAUAUGCUUGUAAAAAGUGAUAUCUAUAUGCGUUAAGGGUUUGCAACUAAAAAGAAGGCAUUAUUCGAUUGCUCUUAGCUAAAAAUGAACGUUACGUUUAUCGCGAGCAAUUAUCAAUAAUUUUAUACUCAUAAAGUAUCAAACAAUGCAGCAGAUAUCUUUGUCUAUCCUUUGGUCAUAUCACCAAUGUUUCAUAAUGUACGGCUAGCAUAUUAGUUUAAUACAAAAAUUGAUGUAAGUCUAACACAAUCACACUCUAAGCAAGUGCAUGCAGGAACUGAGGAGAACAGGAAAUUUCGUCUAAUGUACAUAACAUUAUAUUUACAGUGAAAAGAAAGAAGAUAGACGAAUGCUGUAUAUAUAGAAUCUGUUUUUCUUACAAAAAAAUUCUCUUUUAAAUAAGUAUCUACGUAGGAAGUUUCUACAUUCGUAAAUAUGUGAAACAAGCCCAAGGAGCGAGUGAAAAUGUAAAUAUAAUCAUGAUCUUUGCUACGAAUAAUUUAAUGAAAAAUUCAAUCUUAUGAGAAACUAAACAUAAAUAGAUUUCUACUUCGGACAGGUAUAUAGAAGAGUGAAAUGUGACCAGGAUAGGUUCAGUAAUAUUAUGUAAGUGUAUAAUUAUGAUACAUGUUGCGAUUGUGAUCUUGUAAAUAGUGAGCGGGUGCAACGCUGGAAAUGGAGACUCGCACUCACAAGAUACGGUGACUAUAAAUAUUAUCUCAAUUGGCGUAAUCAUAACGACAACGUGUAAAAGCAAAGGAAUUUUAUUAGUAUUGAAGAGAUAUGCUUGUAAAAAGUGAUAUCUAUGCGCUUUAAGGGUUCGCAACUAAAAAGAAGGCAUUAUUUGAGACAAAAAUAAAUGUUACGUUUAUCGAGCAAUUAUGAGUAAUUUUAUACUCAAAAGUGCUAUACGAUAUACAGCAGUUAUAUCCAAAAUCCGUUCUAAGUGGUUUUAAUGUACCCGCGCACUAUUGUGCGACGUUUAACGUUAAGAUGAACAUGAGGCGUGAACCAGAAUAGUGCGGCUUCUAACUAAUUGUAAGAACGCGAGCAGAAUUACGAGAGAUACGCUAACGAGGUGGCGAUC
Messenger RNA from Temnothorax curvispinosus, 3483 nucleotides. RefSeq names its product serine/threonine-protein kinase PAK 3 (gene Pak). Gene Ontology annotation, molecular function: ATP binding; protein serine/threonine kinase activity. Gene Ontology annotation, cellular component: cytoplasm. The record is from RefSeq and is a predicted model, not a curated record. Bases 125 to 1801 code for a protein of 558 amino acids. NCBI's taxonomy places the organism in Eukaryota, Metazoa, Arthropoda, Insecta, Hymenoptera, Formicidae. Gene Ontology annotation, biological process: regulation of MAPK cascade; protein phosphorylation; regulation of axonogenesis. The transcript is spliced from 10 exons.